AGGAGUUGGAAGAAGCGAAUGUUCUGCCGCCGGUUUACGUGUCAACUGUCAAAUUCACCCCAGAGAGCAGGAUGAACCUGUACUGCGAUCAGAUUUUAGCUUCUUGCAAGGCAGAAGAAGCAGAUGAAGCAAUGAGCAAGUACCUCACUGAAAAGCUUCGUGCAAGAAGUACAUGGUUAGGAGUAUGGAAAACAAAUCCAGAGCUCUUUUUUGUAAAGUAUGAUGAAGGAUCUAUACCCUAUGUUGGUGUCUUGGUUGAGGUCACGUGCAGGCCUCGACAAAGCCAAUCUUCUCAUUUGCGAGCUACAGUAUCAAUCAUAGAACCGUAUUCUUCUAAUAUCGCUAAUCUGCCAAGAGAACUUGUUGAGGAAGUUUUGGAGGAGCUAGAUCACUGUGUUCCGUUGUUGGAAGUUUAUCCAAUAGAUGAUCAGGAUUCUGCUGUAUGUGGUAUUGCUCAAGCCUUGGAAAAUGUUAGGUUCUUUUAUGACUUUCUGUGGAGAGACUGGGAUGAUGAGGAAGGCUGCGAUAAUUACACUGCACUUAUAGAAGAACGUAUACGUUUAUUUUAUGAUAUUCAAGAUGGAACAAUACCAGGCCCUGUAGGUCAACGUUUCAAAAGGACAUUGGAAAAAUAUAGAAACAAACGUGUGGAGCUUAUAGAAUAUCAAAGCAAUAUACGAGAGGAUCCAUCAGCAGCUGAAGCAGUGGAAUGUUGGAAAAAAUAUUACGAAAUUCUAAUGAUUUGUGGACUGUUAAAAAUCUGGGAAGAUUUGCGUCUUAGAGCACAUGGCCCAUUUUUUCCACGAAUAUUGAGGCGUAGGAAAGGACAACGUCCUUCUGGAAAAAUUGUAACUCACAUUGUGGCAAAAAUGAUGACAGCUGACAUGGUUAAGGAUUUCUCUGCAAAUACACUAAUUCAGCAACAUGACAACUUAGAUGCAUCCUUAGACAAUUGCUUCAGUGGAGACACAGUGGUAAUUUUUCCUGGAGAAUAUCAUGCCUCAGGAUUUGGAAUGUUAACAGAUGACAUAAUUAUUAGAGGGGCUGGAAGUCGUGAAGAAAUCGUAAUCUUUUCAGAUCCCACGCAAGACAAUUUUGUGGCUUCAAAAUCCCAAAAUAUUAGCUUAGUUCACCUGACUUUAGUACAGCGUGGAACUACUGACGGCAUUGUGGUAGUAGAAUCUGGUCAUAUGACUCUUGAAGAUUGUCUUUUAAAAUGUGAAGGCACUGGCAUUUGUGUUCUCACAGGAGCAGCCUUAACCAUGAAAAACUGUGAACUGACAGGAGCUCAAGGACCAGGAGUUGAGCUGUACCCAGGAAGUGUUGCUUGUUUGGAAGGAAAUGAUAUUCACAAAUGCAGCAAUGUUAAAAGUUCUGAUGUCCUCAAGAGUAUGUUGGGAGGUAUCAAACUGAAGGUUCUCCCUCCACCAAAACUGAAACUUCACAACAAUUAUGUUCAUUCCAAUAAUGGCUACGGUGUUACCAUAAUCCAGCCUGAUGACAGACAUUGCCGUGAAGUAGAUGAGGUGGUACUGGAAUGUGCUGCAGGAGGUGACAAGAGAGAUGAUCUUGUCAAGGCAAUGCAGAACAUGAGCCUUGAAAUGAACAAUAACAAGUUUGAAAACAAUUCAAUGGGAGAAAUAGGUGUCAUUGUUUGUUAA
Messenger RNA from Stegostoma tigrinum, 1661 nucleotides. RefSeq names its product testicular spindle-associated protein SHCBP1L-like. Gene Ontology annotation, cellular component: meiotic spindle. The record is from RefSeq and is a predicted model, not a curated record. Gene Ontology annotation, biological process: spermatogenesis; male meiosis cytokinesis. The transcript is spliced from 10 exons. NCBI's taxonomy places the organism in Eukaryota, Metazoa, Chordata, Chondrichthyes, Orectolobiformes, Stegostomatidae. Bases 72 to 1661 code for a protein of 529 amino acids.